GUGGAAUCACAAAGUAAUGAUUUCUCAUACUUUCUUACCGGCGAAAGAAAUUUAGAAUCCCUGGCAGAAGAUUGUUUUAGCGCCAGACCAGUAGACGAGCAAGAUGAUCUAGAGGACAACUACGGUUCUGACUUCUACAGCAGCGAUGAAAGUGAUGAGGAAAUUGACUCCGAUGUUGACUUAGACUUUUCGGAGUGUGAUUCAUCUGAGGGAUCAAAAGUGCAGGCAUUUGUAACCAAAACAUGUGGAUGUGCACAUGGAUAUAAAGGAAGCCCAUACAGCUCUACUAUUCAAGUUGAGGAUAUCGUCGAUUGCCGAAACAACUGUGCGGAACUUUCCUCGGCUGAACUAGAUCUAGUAAUUUUAGGAAUGAUCCACAGUGCCAUUAACUGUGACCAGUUUAGCUAGUCAGGAAGAACAGAGAAAACGAGGCAGCGAACCAGGGUGCCUUUCUAUUUCCACAGCCACCGAAUCUGCCCGAAAACUUUUCUUUUCAUGCAUCGUCUCCACAAGAACAGAUUCUACAGUCUCGUUAAACAUUAUCGGCUUAACAGAGUAUCGCUUCGUACUCACGGCAAAAAGAAACGUCUACCAAGCUCCGCUUUCAGUGCUGCCACUAUUGAACGGGUAGUAAAGUUCAUCAUGAACGUCGCCGAAGACCAAGCCCUUUUACUUCCAGGACGUGUUCCUGGCUUCAAAAGGAAUUGA
This is a messenger RNA of Porites evermanni, 708 nucleotides long. NCBI's taxonomy places the organism in Eukaryota, Metazoa, Cnidaria, Anthozoa, Scleractinia, Poritidae. The record is from the annotation of a GenBank genome assembly.